Molecule: messenger RNA, 1652 nt
Organism: Girardinichthys multiradiatus
Lineage: Eukaryota; Metazoa; Chordata; Actinopteri; Cyprinodontiformes; Goodeidae
Exons: 10
Coding region: 105-1433 (442 amino acids)
Source: RefSeq, a predicted model, not a curated record
CGCGCAUGACGUACUUUGGUAGCCUUGGCAACCGUUGUAAAUCACACCGCUGCUGGCGUUGAAGUUGACGUUCUUGGUUUCAGUCGUGAUUUCUUCAAGAAGCCAUGUCUAGCAGCUGUAAACAGAAACAUCAGCAUUUUAGGAGUGAUGUCCACAGAAUGCUGCUCGCUGCUGAUGCAGCUCAGAAAGCCGAUAUCUUCACCUACUCCUCAGGCCAUCUGGGACCCCGCAGCCUGGACCAGAGCCCUCCUGCCGAAGAGGCAAAGCCGUGUUUCUGGAAGACCUCUCAAAGAAAAGAAGAAGGUAUAAAGCGAAGACAGGCACAGAUGCUGGGCUGUGUGAGGAAAAAAGAGAACACCUCCGGCGCUGCUUUUGUAGACGCGGAGGUCUUGAGGUCAAAACGAGAUCAGGCCAGAGAUUAUUCAUCACAUGCAGGCACAAGAAAGGAUACAUCUCCCACUGAAACAGCUUAUUCUUCUUCAAACUCUUUGUCACUACCGCUAAAAGAUGUUUCUCAGAAAGAAUCUAACUGUUCAUCUGUUCAAGCAAAUCUGCAAUUUUCCCUGAACGAUUCUAACCAUGAAACUCUGGACAAUGAAGGCCAGGUAGAGGUGAAGCUGAGGUUUGAGAAGGCAGAUACAGCCAAGCAGGACGUCAGGGAGGGACCUAAAGUUGCUGAAGUGUGCAAGAGGAAACUCCAAAAGGAGUUGAAGAAGUUGUCAGGACUGAGCUGGCCCAGCAGAGACCGCCUUGCGGUGUUCAGUGACGUCUUUGAUGAUGUAUGUGAAGGCUCGCCAGUAUUUGGACGCAUCCUGAGGGAAAUCAAGGCUGAAUAUGAUUUAUACAUCAAUCACUUGAUGGACUCUCAUUCCUCGCGAGAUAAUGUGACUCUGCAGGCUUUAAUUCAAGAUAUCGGUGAGAUUAAAAUAAGUGAUAAAGAUAAAGUGGAUUACGCAGAAAAAGAGGUUUGCAGGCUAGAGGAAGAGGUCAGAGGAACUCUAGAGGAGAAUAAACGAGUCCAAGAUGAGCUGAACAACCUUCUAGCCGUAAUACAACAAAGUAGCAUAAAGAAUACAUCCCUGUCCAGAAACGAGGACAGCGGGGCAGCCAUAGACCACACCAGCAUCGUCCAGUUCAGGAGACUUCAGGUGCUGAAUGUGCUGGAGGAGAUCCAGCAGCUGGAGGGGGAGCUCCAAACAAAGCUGGCGUCCACUGUUGCAGCUGCUGCCUCUGAAAGACGUGUCAAAGAUCUAAAGACAGAAACAAUAAAUCUAAUAGCUUCAAAUGACCGUCUAAGGACCAUUAACAAGGAUCUACAGAAAAACAUCAGUUUGGUGUUGGACAGGGAGAGGCCCAGAAGAGCUAUCACACAGAUGCUGUGGAGUGAAAUACACAAGGAUCUCCAAACAGAUGGUGAAUUCCUCAAGUCAUAAACAAAUCAGAUAAUUUGUUGCACAAUUAAAGACAGGCAGUAUGUGCAGGAUAAAAAUUAAUAAACAGCAGGAAAAAGCAGAAAUAAAAAAAAAAAGAAAACAUUUGCCAAAAAUUAAAACCUGUCUAUUUGUCACUUACCUCACAAUUAUACACUUCUUUGUACUGUUGCAUCAUGGAAAAUCUAAAUAAAAUACAUUAAAAUCGGUGGUAAAAAUGCA